GUGUUUCUGUGUCCUGUCACGUUGUGUAACCCCGCAGAGCUUCAUCUCCAAUGUCUCCCCGCGGCGUUUUGUGCCCUUUGUUUCUUUUCGAGGCACGGGUCGGCCACUCAGAGGGCUCACAUUCCUGAGGUAAGCCUAUCUUAUUGACCCCCCCACCACCCAACACCCUAAAAAAAGACAGGACCAUCAGCGGCAUGGCGUCCCUCCCCUUUUCUCCCUGUAAGACUCCUCUGGCAGCUGGAACCAGUAGAUGAACAAGGACUCUCGGAUUCGCCAGCAGUCUUCUUCAGCAGUUCUUAUCUGAAGGAACCUGAUGGAGGACAAGUCAACGAGGACGUCCAAGCAGGAAUCUUAGCGAAGACACGGGAAGAUUCAAUCAAGUACAGAAGGAGAUAAAAGUGCAAGAAGAAAAAGUUAAGAGAUUUAAGUGUUCGGAGAGUCGUAAAAACGAGAGCAGAACUAUGAGCACCUUCGGGUACCGCGGGGAGCUGAAGAAGUACGAGGAGGUGGACGAAGACGAGCUGCUGGCCACUCUGUCCUCCGAGGAGCUCCAGGAGCUGGAGAGGGAGCUGGCCGACCUCGACGACAACGUCCCCAUCGGCCUGAGGCAGAAAGACCAGACCGCCAAAACCCCAACGGGGAGCUUUGACAGGGACGCUCUGCUGAAAUACUGGGAGGACGAGAACAAGAAGCUGGUGGAGGACGAGAGGAUGGAGUCCAACGAAGGACAGGAGGGACGGCCGGAUAAGAGCAGAGGGGAGCGAGUGACGGUGACCACCAGUGACGCCGGCAAGACUCUGGAAAGCGACAGGAAGAAGAUUUCACAAAAGGCGAAAAAAGCACCGAGCAAAAAUGAUGCAAAGAAAGAUGAGGCCGAAAAGAAAGACGAGUGUAAAAAGGAGGCUCUGAUCAGGAGUAAAUGUCCUCAGAAGAACGGCCUGUCAAAAGUCUCGAGGAGUGAAUCUAGGAAGACUGAAACCACGGACGCCACCUCCGACAGAGCGAGCGGAAACCCGAUCGUCAUCGACGAAACUCUGGAGCAGAUCCUGUGCGACGACCCCGCCGUUAGCGAGGUCAACCUCAACAACAUCGAAGACAUUUCCCAGGAAACCUUGCUUCGUUUCGCCGAGGCCUUGUGCGCAAACACUCACGUCCACGUUUUCAGCCUCGCCAACACGCACGCCGACGACCGGGUCGCCUUCGCUGUCUCCAAGAUGCUCCGCGAGAACCGCUUCAUAAGAAACCUGAACAUUGAGUCCAACUUCGUGUCCGGUCAGGGCAUCCUGGCUCUGCUGGCGGCGCUGCAGCACAACAGUUCCCUGGUGGAGCUUCGCUUCCACAACCAGAGGCACAUAUGCGGAGGGAAGGUGGAGAUGGAGAUGGUCCAGCUGCUGAGGGAAAACACCACUCUGCUCAAGCUCGGUUACCAGUUCGACCUCCCGGGCCCGAGGAUGACGGCGACCAGCAUCCUGACGCGCAACCAGGACCGACAGCGGCAGAGGAGGCUCCAACAGAAGAAGGAACAGAGUCCUCCAGAGGGGUCCGGACAAAGUCCUGCUUCACCUGCAGAAAACGGAGCACCAAAGAAGCCGUCACAAUCUUCUAAGACUGCUGGAAAUCAGAACAGAAAUCCUCCUCCUCCUCCUCCUCCUCCUCCUCCUCUUCAGUCUUUAGAGCCGCCAACGAGGAAGAUCUCUGAAAUGGUCAGACAACACGAAGGCUCGAACAGCACAAAGACGCAGUCAAACCAAAGGAAGCCAAAGUCAAAGAAGCUCAAGAACGGCGCCAACGAAAAGGAGAGCGCGGACAUUCUCAAAGACCUAAAGAAGGCGCUGAAGCCAUCGCUGCAGAAGAGACGAGACGGACCGCCACAUCUGCCGCCGCAGACGUCAAGCCGCGACGACCUGAUGGCGGCGAUUCGUGGGAGCAGCAUCGGGUCGUUAAAAAGGGUGGAUCUGUCACAGGCCUGAACUCACCUUCUCAUCACACCUGAACACUUCUCACUUUGUAUUGAAAUAUUUCAUUUUUUUUUCCCACACUAAAAUGUCACUUAGCGAAGCAGCAGCAGACUGCAUUUCUGUACGUUUCAGACGUUAUUGUUGUAUUUUGUUACUGUGUGAAACCGACUGUGAAUUCUGAUGUGUAGAGAAAUAAAAUGUAUCUUCUGA
Perca fluviatilis (European perch) is the source of this 2168-nucleotide messenger RNA. RefSeq names its product leiomodin 2 (cardiac) a (gene lmod2a). Gene Ontology annotation, cellular component: myofibril; striated muscle thin filament. Gene Ontology annotation, molecular function: tropomyosin binding; actin binding. The record is from RefSeq and is a predicted model, not a curated record. Bases 462 to 1970 code for a protein of 502 amino acids. NCBI's taxonomy places the organism in Eukaryota, Metazoa, Chordata, Actinopteri, Perciformes, Percidae. Gene Ontology annotation, biological process: myofibril assembly; pointed-end actin filament capping; muscle contraction. The transcript has 3 exons.